AUUCAAAUUUGCGUGUCGCAAAGAAUUGCGCUCCUUUCUCCAAACGCUAAGCUGAAGAAGUUAAGUGAUACAGCGGCAGAGAUCUGAAAAAAUGAAGAAGCCAAAUCGUCGUUCAAAGCAAAAGAGCGGAUCCGAUUCUUCUUCUUCGCCGUCGAUUGUAUCCAGCGAUAAGGAAAACAAAAGAAUCCGAGAUUUGGAGCUAGAAAACGAAGCUCUUAAGAGGGAGAUUGAGGAACUAAGGAGCAAAUUCGGUGAUGUUACACCCAUUUCCUGUGUUGGUGUUCAAAAACUGAAUCAAGUUUAUCCUCAAAAUUCAAAGACCUUUGCAGGACAGGUUGUGGAGUCAAAGAAACUAGGAAUACAGUCUCAACUCUCUGCACAAAAACUUAAAUCUGAUGAAACGUCAAAACAGUUUCAGGAUGAGAUUCAGAGAUUAAAGGUUCAAAAGGUUCAGCUCCAAUGCAAGAUGAAGCUUGAAUCUAUGCAAUUCAGGUUAUGUAAGGCUUCACUGGAAAAGGAAAUUCUUCAGCUUAAGAAAGAGCAAAGAAGGAACAACUACGAGAAGCAAGUGCUCUCAACUCUCAAUCAGAGGCAAAAGCAUGUUUUGCAGCGGAAAACAGAAGAAGCUUUUCUGAUGGUAAAACGUCUAAAAGAGCUAAUAGAAUCCAGAAAGACUUCAUCUGGCAAAAUAGCUGUAGGUGCUAGAAAUGGCAGCAAAAUUGGAACUCAGGGGCAGUUGUUUGAUGAUUGUAACGAUAGUGCUUCUGAAAUGGCACUGGUGCAGGGUAUUGAGCAUGAUUUUGAAGUCAAAAUGAAGCUUGAUGAAGCAUGUUCUAAAUAUGAACAUCGAAUUGAAAAGAUGGUUGAUGAGAUUAAGAAACUCAAGCUAGAAGUGGAGAUGCUGAGGGAGGAACAAGCCGGUUGCAGGUCACAGGAUAAUGAAGCUGUCAUAAAUGAUUCAGAGUUAAUAGAUCUAAGAGAAGAAGUUGAUAAACUAAGUUGUAUGGUUAGCCAAAUGAAUAUGUCAAAGGCACCACUCAUUCAAACAGAGAGGUCACAAGUAGACUUGGUUCAGACUUCUGUUUCCAUUGGGAGUAAUAUUCAUUCAUCAGACAUGGAUACAUCAGAAUCUGAGCAUUCUGAAGGAGUUAUUGCUAUGAUAGAGAGACCUUCAGGAGUGUGCUGCUCUUGUUCUAAAAAGUCUUUGUGUAAGACCCUGAAAUGUGGAUGCCGAGCAGCUGGGAGCAGCUGUGGGAUAUCUUGUGGCUGUGCAAUAGCCAAGUGCACAAACAGAGAGAAAGUUCCCUUCAAAUUGGAUGACAUGCCACAACCAGAGAUGACAAAAGACAUUGUGCCAUGCAAUAUUGAAGAAGAGAAGGGCACAGUUCAAGAUGCAAUGCUGCUUCAAAAUAAAGUUGUUGAAAAGCUUCCUGAGAUAAAUGAAGAUUGUGAAACUAGAAAGCAGCCAUUACGUGAGAUUGGGAACACAAUGAUCAAAUCAAUUACUGGAAACAUUGGCCCUAGAAAGAAAGCGCAAAAAGCUGUUGUUCAGCCUGAUACUAUGAAUCCGCCCUUAUCUCUGCUGGAAGGUACAAGAGGAACAAGAAAAACAAACAAAAAUUCAGGAUAGCCAGUCUAGUUUUUCAAGUACUCUGUAGAUUGGCAGAAACAUGAGUUCUUGCUCGAAGCAUUCUGGUCAGGAAACAAUAGCAUUCGCAUGGAAUUUUGAGAUAUUCCUACAAACUACUGUAAAAGAAAAAAAAAAGGAUUGUAAACAAUCUCCUAUUCAUAUUCUCCAUAAGCCUUUUGUUCUUUUUUUCACUUCAUAUAAUUUUUCUGUAUUGAUUUUUUCCCCUAACUUAACUAUUAAUCAUUAUUGUCUCUUCAACUAUAUGCAUAUAUGAACUAGUGAACAAAAAUUCUCCGCA
Durio zibethinus is the source of this 1928-nucleotide messenger RNA. Its product is annotated as kinesin-like protein KIN-4C. The record is from RefSeq and is a predicted model, not a curated record. Gene Ontology annotation, cellular component: microtubule associated complex. Gene Ontology annotation, molecular function: microtubule motor activity. Gene Ontology annotation, biological process: mitotic spindle organization; spindle elongation; microtubule-based movement. NCBI's taxonomy places the organism in Eukaryota, Viridiplantae, Streptophyta, Magnoliopsida, Malvales, Malvaceae.